AUGACUAAUCCUUGGGAAGAGAAAGUCUGCAAAAUGGCUCAAACGAGUUUACUGCAAGGGAAGCAGUUUUACUGUAGGGAGUGGGUUUUCCACAAACUUCAGCAUUGCCUCCAGGAGAAAACUAACUGCUGCAAUAGUGCUGUCAACACACCAUCGCUUGUUAUGAAUUCUGGGAAUAAUGCUAGUGCUGUCUCUGGAAAGGGAGCUUCCUGGGGUGUGUUGCUGGUAGGAGGGCCUGGCAGUGGCAAGACGGCCCUAUGUACUGAGCUCUUAUGGCCAAGUUCACCUACAAGCUUGCAAAGAGGUUUACAUCGCCAGGCUUUGGCCUUUCAUUUUUGCAAAGCCCAGGACUCUGAUACUUUGUGUGUUGGAGGGUUUAUUAGAGGUUUAGUUGCCCAGAUCUGCCGCAGUGGACUACUCCAAGGAUAUGAGGACAAGCUAAGGGAUCCAGCAGUCCAAAGCCUCUUACAGCCUGGGGAAUGUGAGAGGAACCCAGCUGAAGCAUUUAAAAGGUGUGUUCUGCUCCCCCUUUUGGGAAUGAAGCCUCCCCAGCAAAGCCUAUACCUGCUUGUUGAUUCUGUUGAUGAAGGGUGUAACGUUACUGAAGGUGAACAAACGUCUACCAGCUUAUCUGGGACUGUUGCAGAACUUUUAGCUGGUCACCAUGAGUUCUUUCCACCAUGGCUACUGCUGCUCUGUUCUGCCCGAAAGCAGAGUAAGGCUGUUACUAAAAUGUUUACUGGUUUUCGAAAAAUAAGUUUAGAUGAUCUUCGGAAGGCGUACAUUGUCAAGGAUGUUCAACAGUACAUUCUUCAUCGUUUAGAUCAAGAAGAAGCUUUGCGACAACACCUCACAAAAGAAACUGCAGAGAUGUUAAAUCAACUGCACAUUAAAAGCAGUGGAUGCUUUCUUUACCUAGAACGAGUUCUAGAUGGAGUUGUAGAAAAUUUUAUUAUGUUAAGAGAGAUUCGCGACAUCCCAGGAACUCUAAAUGGUCUAUAUCUCUGGCUGUGCCAAAGACUUUUUGUAAGAAAACAAUUUGCAAAGGUUCAGCCUAUUUUGAAUGUGAUUCUUGCAGCCUGCCGACCUUUGACCAUAACAGAAUUAUAUCAUGCAGUAUGGACCAAGAAUAUGUCAUUAACCUUGGAAGACUUUCAACGCAAGUUAGAUGUUCUCUCCAAACUUCUUGUUGAUGGACUAGGAAAUACUAAAAUACUGUUUCACUACAGUUUUGCAGAGUGGCUUCUGGAUGUAAAACACUGUACUCAGAAGUAUUUAUGUAAUGCAGCAGAAGGACACAGAAUGUUAGCUAUGAGUUAUACCUGUCAAGCCAAGAAUUUAACACCAUUGGAAGCACAAGAAUUUGCAUUGCACUUAAUUAAUUCAAACUUACAAUUAGAGACAGCUGAGUUAGCUCUGUGGAUGAUAUGGAAUGGUACACCUGUCAGAGAUUCCCUGUCCACUUUAAUACCCAAGGAACAAGAAGUGCUACAGCUGUUAGUUAAAGCUGGUGCUCAUGUCAACAGUGAAGAUGAUCGCACAUCAUGCAUAGUCCGACAGGCCUUAGAAAGAGAAGAUUCCAUUCGGACAUUAUUAGAUAAUGGAGCUUCAGUAAAUCAGUGUGAUUCAAAUGGGAGAACAUUAUUGGCUAAUGCUGCAUACAGUGGCAAUCUUGAUGUAGUGAAUUUACUUGUCUCAAGAGGAUCAGAUUUAGAGAUAGAAGAUGCUCAUGGACAUACACCACUCACCCUGGCUGCUAGACAAGGACAUACCAAGGUGGUUAAUUGUUUGAUUGGGUGUGGAGCAAAUGUUAAUCAUACUGAUCAAGAUGGUUGGACAGCAUUAAGAUCUGCUGCUUGGGGUGGCCAUACUGAGGUAGUUUCUGCUUUACUUUAUGCUGGUGUGAAAGUGGAUUGUGCAGAUGCUGAUAGCCGAACAGCUUUGAGAGCAGCAGCUUGGGGAGGACACGAGGAUAUUGUACUGAAUUUGCUGCAACAUGGUGCUGAAGUUAAUAAAGCUGACAAUGAAGGUAGAACUGCUUUGAUAGCAGCAGCAUACAUGGGACAUAGAGAAAUUGUGGAACACCUACUGGACCACGGAGCAGAAGUAAAUCAUGAGGAUGUUGAUGGCAGGACUGCACUCUCUGUAGCUGCACUUUGUGUGCCUGCAAGUAAAGGACAUGCGUCAGUCGUUAGCCUUUUAAUUGAUCGAGGUGCUGAAGUAGAUCAUUGUGAUAAAGAUGGCAUGACUCCACUGCUGGUUGCUGCCUAUGAAGGACAUGUUGAUGUUGUUGACUUGCUUCUAGAGGGGGGAGCAGAUGUAGAUCACACGGAUAACAAUGGUCGUACACCUCUCUUAGCAGCAGCUUCUAUGGGACAUGCUUCAGUUGUAAACACACUUUUGUUUUGGGGUGCAGCUGUGGAUAGUAUUGACAGUGAGGGUAGGACAGUCCUCAGCAUAGCUUCAGCACAAGGAAAUGUUGAGGUGGUACGUACUCUACUGGAUAGAGGGUUAGAUGAAAAUCACAGAGAUGAUGCUGGAUGGACACCUUUGCAUAUGGCAGCUUUUGAAGGUCACAGAUUAAUAUGUGAAGCACUUAUUGAACAAGGUGCUAGAACAAAUGAGACAGACAAUGAUGGGCGAAUCCCUUUCAUAUUAGCUUCACAAGAGGGUCAUUAUGAUUGUGUUCAAAUAUUAUUGGAAAAUAAAUCCAAUAUUGAUCAAAGAGGUUAUGAUGGAAGAAAUGCACUGCGGGUUGCUGCACUGGAAGGACACAGAGACAUUGUCGAAUUGCUUUUUAGCCAUGGAGCUGAUGUUAAUUACAAAGAUGCUGAUGGUAGGCCCACACUUUAUAUCUUGGCCUUAGAAAACCAGCUUUCAAUGGCUGAAUAUUUUUUAGAAAACGGUGCCAAUGUAGAAGCAAGUGAUGCUGAAGGAAGGACAGCACUUCAUGUUUCCUGCUGGCAAGGCCAUAUGGAAAUGGUGCAGGUUCUGAUAGCCUACCAUGCUGAUGUCAAUGCUGCAGACAAUGAAAAGCGUUCUGCUUUGCAGUCGGCAGCCUGGCAGGGCCAUGUAAAAGUGGUUCAGCUUCUAAUUGAGCAUAGUGCUGUAGUUGACCAUACAUGUAAUCAAGGUGCGACUGCACUCUGUAUUGCAGCCCAGGAAGGGCACAUUGAUGUUGUGCAGGUUUUAUUAGAGCACGGUGCUGACCCAAACCAUGCUGAUCAAUUUGGACGUACUGCUAUGCGCGUUGCAGCCAAAAAUGGACAUUCUCAAAUAAUUAAAUUAUUAGAAAAAUAUGGUGCAUCUAGUUUGAAUGGCUGUUCCCCCUCUCCUGUUCACACAAUGGAGCAAAAACCUCUACAGUCAGUGUCUUCAAAAAUGCAAUCCCUAACAAUUAAAUCAAACAGCUCUGGCAGUACUGGUGGUGGAGAUAUGCAGCCUUCAUUACGAGGUUUACCCAAUGGGCCAGCACAUGCAUUCAGUUCUCCUUCAGAAUCUCCAGAUUCUACAGUUGAUCGGCAGAAGUCAUCAUUAUCAAAUAAUUCCCUGAAAAGCUCAAAAAAUUCAUCUUUGAGAACUACUUCAUCUACAGCAACGGCUCAAACAGUGCCAAUUGACAGCUUUCAUAACUUGUCAUUUACGGAACAAAUUCAGCAGCAUUCAUUGCCACGCAGUAGAAGUCGGCAGUCAAUUGUUUCCCCAUCUUCCACAACACAGUCCUUAGGACAGAGUCAUAAUUCACCUAGUAGUGAGUUUGAGUGGAGUCAGGUAAAGCCCAGUUUGAAGUCAACUAAAGCAAAUAAAGGGGCAAAAUCAGAAAAUUCCAGCAAAUCUGAGUCAGCUGGAAAAAAAGCUAAACAAAGUAAUUCUUCACAGCCAAAGGUUUUAGAAUAUGAAAUGACUCAGUUUGAUAAAAGAGGUCCGAUAGCCAAAUCUGGGACUAGUGCCCCACCUAAACAAAUGCCAGCAGAAUCUCAGUGCAAGAUUACGAUACCUUCAACUCAGCAGGAAAUUGGUCGAACUCAACAGCAAUUUCUCAUUCACCAACAAAGUGGUGAACAGAAGAAGAGAAAUGGAAUAAUGACAAAUCCAAAUUAUCAUCUUCAGAGCAACCAAGUUUUUCUUGGUAGGGUUUCAGUCCCACGAACAGCACAAGAUAGAGGGCAUCAGGAAGUGUUAGAGGGGUAUCCUUCCUCAGAGACAGAAUUAAGCCUUAAACAAGCCCUGAAGCUUCAGAUUGAGGGUUCUGAUCCUAGCUUCAACUAUAAAAAAGAAACGCCAUUAUAA
Molecule: messenger RNA, 4290 nt
Organism: Cynocephalus volans (Philippine flying lemur)
Lineage: Eukaryota; Metazoa; Chordata; Mammalia; Dermoptera; Cynocephalidae
Gene: ANKRD50
Product: ankyrin repeat domain containing 50
Exons: 3
Coding region: 1-4290 (1429 amino acids)
Molecular function (GO): protein binding
Source: RefSeq, a predicted model, not a curated record